AUGGCUUCCUCUUCGGGUGCUUCUUCUGGCUAUGUCUCAAAGACGGAGGAGAUGGAGCGGGCUUUGGAGAAGGCAAAGGACGUUGCCCCACAGCUUACGACAGACAAGUUCAAUGAAAUCAAAGCGUGCUUUGAGACAGGCACGGACACGAAAGAGAUGAAGGAGGGCAUCGUCUUAUUUGAAAGCAUGCUGUUGGUGAUGAAGCACAAGCUUGAUAGCACGAGUGGUUCCGACAAGAGUGGCUCCGAAAAGAAGCACAAGCUUGAUAGCAUGAGUGACUCCGAGGAGGGUGGCUCCGAAAAGAAGCGCAAGCUUGAACGCAUGUGGGGCCCCGACAAGGUCUUGAGUCGUGAAGAACAGCUACUUGCUCAACUGGCGCCAUUCAGAGCGUGGAUGUGA
Symbiodinium pilosum is the source of this 399-nucleotide messenger RNA. The record is from the annotation of a GenBank genome assembly. Lineage: Eukaryota; Dinophyceae; Suessiales; Symbiodiniaceae.